GAGGAGGAGGAGGGGGAGUAGGAAUUGGAGGCCGAAGAGGAGGAGGAUGGAGAGGACCACCAAGACGGCAAGGGAGAUCUUCGACGAGGCAGCGCGUUCCAGAUAAGGACCAGAAGUCGCCUAUACCGCUACCCUGCUACCCUCCCCGACGACGACGACGACGACAUCUCUCGGAGCACGACUCGGCUUCGCUUGUUUAGGCCUCCUGGGAGGCCCUCGUCGCCACGCCUGGAUUCGCCUCGAAGUUCUGGUUGGGGGAGGCAGUAGCGGGGCGAUGAACUCUGACAUGCGUGGGUCGUGGGAGUUUUUGUCUGUCUCUUCGGCCUCCCGCGCCCCGGCGGGGGCCCGGAACCGUUUCAAAAAGGAUCCGGUAUGAAACACCAGUCUUGGGGAAGGGUCUAUCUUUAAAAGUCCAGGUUUCGCUGGGGACUGGCCAUAUGUGCGUCGCCCUCCCAGGGGCGACGCGCGCACCGAUACAUCUUACAGUGUACGCGUCGUGGCGGGCGCUUUCUGUCCACACCGCUCGGGAAACGAUAUUCCAUGAGGAUGGGUAUACUGAAAAUAUGGGGAAUCUGUUUAUUUGUGUGUAUUUCUUUGUGUGUCCCAGGGCCCCUUUAAGUGAGUCGAGACCUCUGGCGGUCGGCGUUAUGAACAAAAUCAUGACGUGGGGGGGGUGGGGAGGGGGGAAGUGAGAAGGAGAAGAAGGCCCUCUCAGAAGGCGGCGGGGCUUCUCAGAAGCCCUCGGGCCUUCUGAGAAGUUUCCUGUGUCUUCGGGGAAGGCUUAGAAAGCUUCUCAGAAGUCCGGGGGACCUCAGAGCCCUCUGAGAAGGCCCGCUCCUUCUCACUUCCCCCCCAGUCUCGUCGCCGAUGGGUGUAGUUUUUUAUCAAAAGCGGCGAGGUGAUGGCCAGUCCUGCGCGUAGGCGCUUCGGUUUUGGCCGCCGGGCUGCGGUGGUCAACGUCGACAUCCAGAAGGCGUACACGUCUGGCGAGUUCCCGACCAGCUACAUGAGCGAUCCCCACCAAAUGGAGUUUGUCAACAAGCUCUCCGCGCUCGCGCGCUCGAAGGGCAUGCCGGUCAUCUGGACGCACGUGGCGUACAUGGAGGACGGCUCCGAUGCGGGCGUGUGGGGCACGCGCACGAACACACCAGACUCUCUGCAGAACAUAAAGUUCGGAUCCAGGAGGUCGGAGUUCGACGAUCGCCUCGAGAUCGACAAGGUGAGGGACGCCAUCUAUCUGAAGAAGAUGCCCUCCUGCUUUCACGAGACGCCCCUCCAGUCUCUGCUCGUGUUCCACGGGGUGGACACGGUGGUCCUCACGGGCGGCUCGACGAGCGGCUGCAUCCGGGCCAGCGCCGUAGACUCGCUGUCCCGGGGGUACCGGACGAUCGUUCCGAUCGAGUGCGUCGCGGACAACACGAGAGCUACCACUACGCCAACCUCACGGACCUGGCGCUGAAGUACGCCGACGUGCUGCGCGCGGAGCAGGCGCUCGCCGAGCUCGGCGCGCUGGAGCCCGCGCGGUGAGCGCCCGCACCCGAGGCCGCGGCGAGGGCUGCGCCGGCGGCGGCGGGCUCGGAAAGGCACCCUGGCUGCCCGGAGGAGGAGCAGGAGGAGGAGGCCUUCGCGUCAGUAGCCUCCGAGAGAAUUCUUGUCGAUGCCACGAGGCGCUCCCGUGAAAGACGACCUCAUGUUCGC
This is a messenger RNA of Prorocentrum cordatum, 1698 nucleotides long. NCBI's taxonomy places the organism in Eukaryota, Dinophyceae, Prorocentrales, Prorocentraceae. The record is from the annotation of a GenBank genome assembly.